Messenger RNA from Annulohypoxylon maeteangense, 1024 nucleotides. RefSeq names its product DUF1640-domain-containing protein. The transcript has 3 exons. The coding region runs from base 107 to 928 and encodes 273 amino acids. NCBI's taxonomy places the organism in Eukaryota, Fungi, Ascomycota, Sordariomycetes, Xylariales, Hypoxylaceae. Gene Ontology annotation, cellular component: mitochondrion. The record is from RefSeq and is a predicted model, not a curated record.
GCCAGCUCUCCUCUUGCAUCACAUGUUCCUAUUUCAGAAAAUACCCAUAUAACUUGUUCAAAAUAUGAUGUUCAACCCCCAAAUCGGUUUAUUUUAAGUGUGAAAUAUGGCAGGCGUCACGGGAAGUGCCAUCCAGUCGUUACCUAGGUUCCUGCUCCCACGGCUGAGCUGGACGGGACCUACUGGACCCUCUCAAGUGUUCCGAGCCGCAUCUCUUCCCAUAGAAACCCGACGAUCAUGGGAAGUACAAGGGCACAGGGUGGCUUCGUUCCACACAUCUCGAAAGGCAUCAUGGUACCCUCCUGGAAAGCUACCCACAAGAGAAUCUCCAACGCUUCAGCAUCUAGGUUUGAGAAGAUCAUUCCAUGCCACGGCGCCGCGGGGUAGAGACCACCACUUCGAUACUCUAAAAUUCGUCCAACGACUACAACGCGAUGGGUUCACAGAAGAGCAAUCGGUUGCUAUGAUGAAGGUUCUCAAUGACGUGAUUCAGGAAAGCAUCCAAAACUUAACGCGAACCAUGGUUCUACGCGAGGACGCGGCCAAAGCAACAUACACUCAGAAGGUCGACUUCGCCAAGCUCCGAUCUGAACUCCUCUCUGCAGACAGCACCGAGUCCAACACCACGCGUGCCGCCCACGAACGUCUUACGAAUGAUAUCACCAAACUAAACAGUCGACUGCGCGACGAGAUCGGCCGGACACAGGCAUCGGUACGAUUGGACCUAAACCUAGAAAAGGGGCGCAUACGGGAAGAGGCCGUCAACCAAGAGCUGAAGAUAAAGGAGACGGAGACCAAAAUUGAGCAGGAAGUUGCUGCCCUACGAGAGAAGCUAGAGCAAGUCAAGUUCCAGACGCUACAGUGGCUAAUGGGAGUUUGCACUGGUUUUGCGGCACUGUUACUUGGUGCUUGGAGACUGCUCAUGUGAAGUUGAGAAAGGAGCUUAUUCGCGAAUCCAGUUUCAAUGCGAGUCGAAGAUACCCAAUGCAGGAGAACGGCUCAAAAUUUCAAUAUAUACUAUAUG